This is a messenger RNA of Lachancea sp. 'fantastica', 1683 nucleotides long. NCBI's taxonomy places the organism in Eukaryota, Fungi, Ascomycota, Saccharomycetes, Saccharomycetales, Saccharomycetaceae. The record is from the annotation of a GenBank genome assembly.
AUGUAUCCAGGCUUGUCAGGCGGAGCUUUCCGCACCACCAUACGACGGCUUUCCGCUAAAUCCGGAUCCCCAGUACAGCCCAAUUCAAAGCUUGUCACCAGAAAAAGAGUGUUGUUGGCUGCGGGAAUCUUCACGGCAGCCUUCGUAGGGACCAACGAAACGUCUCGGGAUGUAGUGAAGCAUGUGGGCAUGACAUCCAGACGAGUGGGAGUAGUCACACAAGCUACGAUCCGGUGUCUCUACAACUAUCAGCGGGUGCUGAAGCGCGAUUUCCUCACGGACGAAGAUCGUCGCGUCGCUCUGAGUCAAUGCCAUCGACUCUGUGCUGAUAUCACUCUUCGCGCUUUGGAAGCAAACGGUGGUGUCUUCAUCAAACUUGGCCAACACAUCGCUGCAAUGACCUAUCUGUUGCCCUCAGAGUGGACAGAGACCAUGGUACCAUUGCAGGACAAAUGUCCACAGUCAACGCAAGCUGAAAUCGCUGGUUUGUUCAGACAGGAUCUGAAGCAGGGCAUGGAUGAGAUUUUCAUUGAGUUUGACCCCCAACCUAUCGGCGUUGCAUCUUUGGCACAGGUGCACAUCGCAAAGCUCAGGGAAAACGGUCAAAAAGUCGCAGUGAAAGUCCAGCAUCCUUCUCUCAAGGAGUUCGUGCCCAUAGACGUACUUUUAACUCAAACAGUGUUCAACAUCGUCGACGUCGUUUUUCCAGAGUACCCACUGGGCUGGUUGGCGGACGAACUCCAAAAUUCCAUUUACGUGGAGCUGGAUUUUACCAAAGAGGCUGCCAAUGCGCGCCGAACGGCAGAGUACUUCGCGGACUAUAUUCCGGAGACUGCGCUGCGAAUCCCAAAAGUGGUCAGCGCUAACAAGCGAGUCCUGAUAAUGGAGUACAUUGGCGGGCACAGGCUGGACGAUCUGGCCUACAUCGACGACAACCGCAUUUCUCGCGCUGAAGUUUCAUCGUGUUUGUCUCACAUUUUUAACAACAUGAUCUUCACUCCAAACGUGGGUAUCCAUUGUGAUCCACAUGGCGGCAACUUGGCUAUUAGACACAUCGACCGGACCCGGGGCCACCACAACUUCGAAAUUAUAUUGUAUGAUCACGGCCUGUACAGACAUCCAACCACGGAAAUGAGACGAGAUUAUGCCAAGUUUUGGCUCGCACUUUUGGACAAGGACGAACCUAACAUGAAAAAGUACGCCAAGAAAUUUGCCAAAAUCGAAGAAGAACAGUUCCCACUUUUUGCGGCUGCAAUCACCGGCAGGAGCAUCGAUGCUGCGCAGAGCUCUGAUCUCUUCAAGCCCAGGUCUGAUGAGGAGAUCAAAGUAAUGGCCAAGGCAAUAACCGAGGGCUCACUUUUGGGUGAUUUGAUGACGAUUCUUUGUCGUAUUCCAAAAGUUGUGCUACUCAUUUUGAAAACAAACGACUUGACACGACACCUGGACGAGUGCUUGGAAAAUCCCUUGAGUGUCGAGCGGACGUUUUUAAUCAUGACCCAGUACUGCGCACGGACAGUAUACGACGAGAUGCGCCAAAACAUAAAUCUCACCUGCCACCGCUGGUCGAUUACAUGGAUACUAAGAGAAAUAAAAGCAUGGUGGGAAUACGAAAAGAGGAGAAACCAAUUGGUAAUUUACGACUUUGGCUUUUGGUUCAGAAACCAAUUCCUGAGCUCUCAUUAG